Lodderomyces jiufengensis is the source of this 765-nucleotide messenger RNA. RefSeq lists its product as uncharacterized. Bases 1 to 765 code for a protein of 254 amino acids. The record is from RefSeq and is a predicted model, not a curated record. The transcript has a single exon. NCBI's taxonomy places the organism in Eukaryota, Fungi, Ascomycota, Pichiomycetes, Serinales, Debaryomycetaceae.
AUGGCUGAUAUAUUAGAUAGAGGAGCAAAAUUAUUUGAUCCAAAUGAACCAGCAUAUAAUCAUGCAACAGACAACCAGUAUAAACAAUUAAGAUCAAAAGCUGAUCAUUUAUAUCAAAAAAGAAAUCAAUUAAGUCAACAAUCUCAACAAGCAUAUCAACAAGGAAAUAAACAAAAAGCUCAUGAAUUAAGUGAACAAUCAAAAUCAGCACUAACAGAAGCUGAAAAUUAUAGUCAACAAGCUGCUGAAUAUGUAUUUAGAGAAAAUAAUACUGAUUCAGCAUCUGAUGAAAUUGAUUUACAUGGAUUAUAUGUUAAAGAAGCAGAAUGGAUAGUUAAAAAAAGAAUUGAACAAUGUUUAAAUACAAAUCAACUGCAUUUAAAAGUUAUAGUUGGUAAAGGUUUACAUUCAAAUAAUGGUAUAUCAAAAUUAAAACCAGCAAUUGAUAAAUUAUGUAAUGAAUCUAAUUUAAAACAUUAUAUAGAUUCUAAAAAUUCAGGUGUUUUGGUAAUUGAUUUUCAAAAUUCAGGAAAUUCUCAAAUUCCUUCACAUUGGAAUUCAGGUGGAAUAUCUCAACCUCAACAAGCUUAUCAUGGUUCUAAUCAACCUUAUUAUGGUCAACAACAACAAUCACAUGCCAAUAAUCAAUAUCAACAACAACAACAUCACAACAACAAUAACAAUAAUAAUAAUAACAUUAAGACUGGUAAUCAAUUUCUCGAUUUGCUUAUUAAAGGUGUAUGUAUGUGUAUGAAUAGUAAGUAG